AUGCCGCUCAAGAUCCAUGGUUUAGAUUCGCCAGAACAACACCAUGGUUACACAUCCAACUCUUCAGAUGUUCUCAAGGAGAGGGCGGAGUCUGAUCGCACAGGACAACUAUUGAUUUACUCUCUGGAAAAUACCCGCAGCCCUAUGAAAGUUACUUACACUGCCCUGUAUGAGGAGGCAAAGAAAAUCAGCUGCAUUAUCAAAUCUCUCGAACAGUUCAAGGCUGGGCAUCCAAUACUGUUGCAUUUUGACGACCAUUGGGAUGUGAUUUUAUGGUUCUGGUCCGUUUUGCUUGCAGGCGGCUUACCAGUACUCUCAUACCCCUUCAGCAACAUCGAGGACGAUCGCCAUAAGCAUGAUUUACAUCUGCACCCCAUCGAAAGUCUACUCGAGGAAUCAAGAAUAAGAAGUACUAAGCGCAACUUGGGCGAGAGCAAAAGCGGCCAAGUGCACAACGCCCAGAAUGGUAAUCAUACAGCAUGCGACACGAAGUGUAACAAAACGAAUAAUACAGAAGAUAGGGAAGACGGUGGGGGUCUUCUGAUGCUUAUGUUGACAUCUGGUAGCACGGGAAACACGAAAGCCGUCUCGUUCACGCACAAGCAGGCCCUGGCUGCGAUUUCCGGCAAGGCUGCGGUGCGCGUCCUCCCCCGAGACCGGCCCUUUCUGAGUUGGAUAGGCCUAGACCACGUAGCUGGCCUACUUGAAAUGCACCUUCAGCCACUAUGGCUUGGUGUCGACCAGAUCCAUGUGAAUGCUGCCGAUGUUGUGCCAUCUCCUGGUAUCUUCUUGGAUUUGCUCAGCCAACACCGUGUGUCUCGCACGUUUGCUCCGAACUUCUUCCUUGCGAAGCUAGUCUCCGCCGUUGGUUCACCUGAAAGUGAUCCCGGAUGGGAUCUUUCGUGCCUAGUUUGCGUAGCAUCUGGUGGUGAGGCAAACGACAUAAAAACCUGCCUGGCAGCAUCUGCCUUGUUCUCGAUGUAUGGAGCGCCACGUAAUCUGUUAACUCCUGGCUUCGGAAUGACGGAGACGUGUGCUGGGGCUAUUUCAAUAUCAACUGCCCUGAAAAUGCGUAUUACUACGCCUCAAGGGGGCCUGGCUGCGCUCAACGAGCCCGGUGACCUUGAAGUUCGUGGCCCGGUCGUUUUCAAAAAGUAUUAUCGCAAUCCAACUGCUACAAGCGAGGCUUUCAUCUCUGAUAAUUGGUUCCGAACUGGGGACCGGGGAGUCAUCGAUUCGAAUGGCUAUCUUCGUCUCGUGGGCCGCGCUAAAGACGUCAUCAAUAUCAACGGCGGCGAUCGCGCGGCACGGCUAGUCGUUUUUGCGUCUACGGCCUCGCACACAGAGCAGGUGACGGUUGCAUAUAUCCCUCACGUCUUCCCGCCGCGGGACGAGGAAAUGGCUGGCAUUACCCGUCUGGUGACGCAGGCAUGUCUUAUGCGCACAUCAACCCAUCCAUUGGUGUUCGCCCUCCGAGAACAGUCGCUCCCGCUUCUUCUAAUGUCCACUCUGGGAAAAAUAUCGCGGCUGAAAAUGGCGCGCUUAUUCGAGAAGGGUGAAUUUGCCGUCGAUCUCAAGCUUCAUGAACAUGCAAUUCUACGCGCAUCCAAAGCAGCAGAACAAGGGCGCAAGAAUGGACCGAAACUGAUGAGCGAGUCGGAAGCCCGUCUACUUGAACAUGUCGCCGAGACCCUUGGCCUAGCCACAGAAAUCCUUGAAAUCGAUAUUGAAACAUCUCUAUUCGAUAUCGGAUACACUUCCAUGCAUAUUAUCAAGCUCAAGUACUACAUCGAGAGAGGUCUAGGAAUCGAUGUUUCUGUCAUUAACAUCAUGAAGAACCAUACCAUCCGGGCGCUGGCCGCUUAUCUCGACGCUCAACUGCAGCAUUCCAAGGCGGGCUCCCGCCAGCAAGCACCCUCCAUUGAUAGCUACGACCCCGUCGUAGUCUUCCGCGCCAAGGGUUCCAAGACCCCACUCUGGCUAAUCCAUCCCGGCGUUGGCGAGGUUUUGGUCUUCGUCGGACUUGCCCAAUGCCUCGCUGUGGACGACCGGCCCGUGUUCGCGUUGCGCGCAGCCGGCUUCGAGUCCGACCACCAGCGCUUCCGUAGCAUCAAGCAGGCCGUCGAUGUUUAUAUAGCGGCGAUCCGGCGACGCCAGCCGCAUGGGCCCUACGCGCUAGCAGGCUACAGCUAUGGCACGAUGUUAGCGUUCGAAGCGGCAAAGCGGCUGGGCGCCGACGGCGAGGAGGUGCGCUUCCUCGGCUCAUUCAACCUCCCGCCGCACAUUAAACACCGGCUCGUGACUGAGGACGUUUCGGGCAGCCUUGAGACAGAUCCGGCCUUCCGCGCAGUGGCGCGCGAUGAGGCUAUAAGGUGGGUUUUGGAUAUAGGCCACCAGUUGCGCUGGAAGGAGCUGGCAUUGGAUACCUCAGAUGCCCUAGCACGCUGGGUGGAUGUGUCGUUUGGGAUCCAGCAAAUGUCGAGCGACUACGAUCCAUCUGGCCAGGUGAAUACUAUUGACGUUUUCUACGCCAUACCAUUGAAAGCGGUGGCCAAGACCCGAGAGAUUUGGCUACGUGAGCAUCUGAGCCGUUGGAGUGAUUUCGCGCGUGAACCACCAAGGUUCCACGCCGUGGGAGGCGAGCAUUAUACCAUGAUCGGACCUGAUCACGUUGCAAGAUUUUCGAAGAUUUUAGUGGAGGCCAUGAAGGCCAGGGGAGUAUAGGAAAAUAAGCUGGUAAGUUUCUUCUGUAAAAAAGCGAUAAAACAAACACCGAGAUGUCCCAAAGAAUUAGCC
Molecule: messenger RNA, 2796 nt
Organism: Daldinia caldariorum
Lineage: Eukaryota; Fungi; Ascomycota; Sordariomycetes; Xylariales; Hypoxylaceae
Product: acetyl-CoA synthetase-like protein
Exons: 5
Coding region: 1-2724 (907 amino acids)
Biological process (GO): biosynthetic process; secondary metabolic process
Molecular function (GO): phosphopantetheine binding; CoA-ligase activity
Source: RefSeq, a predicted model, not a curated record